AGUAUAUAAGAGUGAAAUCAACAAAAUUAUAUCAGUCAGAUAAGAAGAAGAACUAAAAAUGAAUUUUUGUGUGAUUUUAUUCACUAUUUCAUAUGUGGCACAAGCUUCUACAUACUUCCUACCACCACGUUUCAAUAUCGCACCAAAUAGAAGUCAAAGUUACAAAGGAGCCCGCUGGAAUGGUGCACACAUAUGGGAGACUUUUGGCACUUCAAAACGAAUAACCGAAAAUUCGAGUGAACCUUUAACUACAAGACAAUCAUCAACGUCUUUUUGGACCCCAACUACCAGUCGGACUUGGGCUAGUACAGAAUUAUCGACUAAUAAUCGGAUAACAUUUACAACCUCACGUAAACUUCCAACCACCAGUCGACCUUGGACUAGUACAGAUUCAUCAACUCCUAAUUGGAUAACAACUAGAAACUCAAGGAAACCUUCAACUACCAGACGAUCUUCAACUUCUUUUUGGACCCCAACUACCAGUCCACCUUGGAAUAGUACAGAUUCAUCAACUCCCAAUUGGAUAACAACUAGAAGCUCAAGGAAACCUUCAACUACCAGACGAUCAUCAACUUCUUUUUGGAUCCCAACUUCAGAUCGACCUUUGUCCAGUACAGAUUCACCAAAUCCCAAUUGGAUAACAACUACAAGCUCAACGAAACCGUCAACUACCAGACGAUCAUCAACUUCUUUUUGGACCCCAACUACCAGUCGACCUUGGACUAGUACAGAUUCAUCAACUCCUAAUUGGAUAACAACUAGAAGCUCAAAGAAACCGUCAACUACAAGACGAUCAUCAACUUCUUUUUGGACCCCAACUUCAGAUCGACCUUUAUCCAGUACAGAUUCACCAACUCCCAAUUGGAUAACAACUACAAGCUCAAGGAAACCGUCAACUACCAGACGAUCUUCAACUUCUUUUUGGACCCCAACUACCAGUCCACCUUGGAAUAGUACAGAAUCAUCAACACAUGAUUGGAUAACAACUGCAAGCUCAAGGAAACCUUCAUCUACCAGGCGAUCAUCAUCUUCGUUUUGGACGUCAACUACCAGUCCGCCCUUAACAAUUGAAACAGCUUCACCGCAACCUCCGCAACCACCGUCACCACUUCCUCCGCCACCGUUUGGACAAAUACAAAUGGAAAAUUGUAUCAAAUGCAUACUUCUCAAUAAUAUAUGGAUAGAAAAUAACAGAGUGUGAGCCUAAUAAAAUUUUAUAAGUUAUUAUGAGAUAUCCUUCUUUAAAUAUGCUUUAAAUAAACAAAUGACAG
Molecule: messenger RNA, 1271 nt
Organism: Diorhabda carinulata
Lineage: Eukaryota; Metazoa; Arthropoda; Insecta; Coleoptera; Chrysomelidae
Product: mucin-2-like
Exons: 2
Coding region: 59-1201 (380 amino acids)
Source: RefSeq, a predicted model, not a curated record